This is a messenger RNA of Lymnaea stagnalis (great pond snail), 4268 nucleotides long. Lineage: Eukaryota; Metazoa; Mollusca; Gastropoda; Lymnaeidae. The record is from the annotation of a GenBank genome assembly.
CCACCCAUGCGUAAUACUAUAUCUAUUUAAGGUAAUCCCUUAUUUUAGGGAUUAGGCCUACCAUAUUUAUAUAAUAAAAUAAAGUUAUUGUAGAGUAAGAGUAGUAUGUGUAGGCCUACUGUACUGUAGUAUUAGUAGAGUAUACUCAGUAUAGUCUAGUACUUACUAGUGUGUACUUUUUCAAACUUUUUGGCAUUGACAUUUAGUUGAUUUAGUGUUAGUGUUAGUAGAGAAGUGGUUAGUAAGUGAUAAAAUGUGUAACGUAAAGAAUAAAGGGUAGGGCUCAAUAGUUUUUUUUUUUUUUUUUUAAAUUAUUUAUAUUUAUUAUUGUCUAAAUUUAUCAAUAACAAUAACAAUGAAAAUGUAUUAAAUUAAUCCAACUUUAAGGUGUCAGUCAGUCAUGUCAUUGAUGGCAAUAUGUCAAUAGUAUAGGCCUAUUCAAUAUAAAUUUUAAUGUUCAUGUAUAGGGCUCAAUAGUUUUUUUUUUUUUUUUUUAAAUUAUUUAUAUUUAUUAUUGUCUAAAUUUAUCAAUAACAAUAACAAUGAACAUGUAUUAAAUUAAUCCAACUUUAAGGUGUCAGUCAGUCAUGUCAUUGAUGGCAAUAUGUCAAUAGUAUAGGCCUAUUCAAUAUAAAUUUUAAUGUUCAUGUCAUAGCCUGACAAUGAGAAUGUCUGUGGUGUGGUGUUUGAGUGCAUGAUGAUUAUGGCCAUAGUUUUUAUGGACUAGCACAUUUCAAUCACAAGUGAGUAGUGUCUACUUGUUUUAGUUUAUAUUAUAUAUUAUUUGUGCGAUAGUAAGGACUAUACUAUAGAAGUAGUCUAUCUGUAGAUAGGGUUUGGAGCCAGGAGAUUAGAUUUAAUUUGUAUGCCGCCCUUCAACUCUGGAACUCUUUAUUAUUAUUAUUCACCAAGCCAAUAACAUUAAAAUGCCACCAAAGCCCACUUAAUAGUCUGGCACCCCAACAUUUCUGUCCCCACCACCACACCCUCGCUACACCAAGGUCAAAUAAAAUGGUUUAAGUUUAGUCUUUUAGUACUACUACUACUACUAGCCUAGUACACUAGACAACUUUCUAGUAAAACUCUAUAGUCCAUAGUCUAUACUAAAGGGAUUAGACAGAGUAGUAGUACACUCAGUCAUCGUGUAAUAUCCAUUUAGCAAAUUUAAUUAUUUUUAUAAUUAUUAUAUUAUUAAUUAUUAUGAUGAAAUAUUUAUAAUUAUUAAGAUUUGUUAAAGGGUAGGGUAUACAAUAAAUUGUACGGUUGAUUGACAAGUGGUAGGCCUAUUUACUGUUACUAUUAGUCCAAGUCCUAAAUUUUUCAUUUACAAAUUAAUUUUUUUUGUAAUAAUUCAAAUUAAUCUUUCAGAACCAUUUUUUCCUAAUGAAUCAAAGGGAAAUGUGAUAUAAAGAAAUACAAGUUUUAGAAGUUUUUAAAAAGAAUGGCAUAUUUCACACGCUCCAAGUCAAGCGAGGUAAAAAGAUAUUCUAUAACAAAUUAAAAAAAAAAAAUCUCUACUCUACAUUUUUCUUAGCAUUUUUAUAUUUGAAGUUUCUUGUCUAAGGCUUGCUAUAACACAUUCAAAUUUCCCGGAACAUUUCAAAUCAUUGUUUAACUGUGAGUACACAUUGUAAAAAUUUCUCCCACUCUUCCCGUUUGUAUAAUUAUUCAUUGACAAUAAAACCCAACAGAAUUUUUGAAUCUGAUGACUGAUGCAGUUUAAAAAGAUUAUUCUCAAGAGAUUAUCCCUAUAGUUUAUCACAAUCAUGUGACAAGCAUGAAAUAAAUGUGUUGAUUAGAGUUAUAAGUUAGCAUAUAGUUUCAUAGAUUCAGUGUUAGAAUAUGUAAGCAUAUAAUUUCAUAAAUAUAUUCAAUGCUAGAAUGAUAUGUUAGCAGAGAUUUAGUGUUUGAAUUCUAUGUUAGCAUAGAUUUAGAAUGAUAUGUUAUCAUAUAAUUUCAUAGAUUCACUGUUAGAUUUUAGUGGUAGCAUAUUAUAGUUUCAUAGAUUCAGAUUGUCCACUAGUUGUGAUUUCAUCAUAUAUGAAUGUAUACUUUAUAAAAAAUUAGGAACCCUAUUUUCAAGUUAUAUUGAUAUAAGGUAACAUAGAUGUUAAUUUCACUUGUUUUUUUUCUACCUUUUGGUUUUGAGAGACCUAAAAACUUCCAAGAAUCUUAAAGCAUCUUAGAGGACGGCAGCUCAUCCAUGUUUCCUCAAGGCAACAUUCAGUCAUGAGCAGAAAUCAAAGAGGUGCAACUAGGUAUGAAUGUUAUCUUCUUUUGGGGCUGGGGUUAUCCUUGCAUGUCAUACCAAUCCUCUUGAUUUCAAAUCUGGGUUUAAUUGAUAUCAUGCAAUUUUCUCCCCCACUCCCCUGAGAUUUUAGUCCUUAUUUCUUUUUUUAAGACUUUUUCUCUACUUGCAUUUCCAUCUUGUGGGUGUGUUGAUGGAGCGUUAUUAUUUUUAUUUACACAUGGGACAUUUUAAGAUUUCUCAUUCAGUGUUCACCUGGUGAAUGGCUAAAUAAGAGAGGGGGGUUGACACUGUCGCUCAAAUUAUCUUGGUUAACUGUGUCUGCUUCAUUGAGUGAGUGGAUGAGCUCAAAUCUACUUUUUAGUUUUAUGCAUUGGUAAAGCAUUAAGUAACUUUAACAGAGAUUUUGUGAGCAUUUGAUGUUUAAAAAAGUAAAUAAUUAAUUCUACUUUUGUCAAUAAUUUAAAGAUUACAAUUUUAAUACUAAGAAGUAGAAAAUAAAAAAAAACCUCUAAAAAAAGACUUUGUCAUAAAAACUAGUCGAGUUAAAAAAACCACUUGAAUGAUUCAAAAUUUCUUAAAAUGCAUCCCGCAAGGAAAGUCUACUUUUCUACUUUUUAAUAUUAAAAUUGUAAUCUUUAAAUUAUCGACAUUGUGCUCUGUAUUCUUAUUUUUAUUUGUAAUAUAUAAGUUACGAUCCAUGUUUUUUAAAUUAUAUAAGUUACUUAGAGCAGUUUUUAUUUAAUAAUUUUAGUUAUCUUAUGCUGUCUUAGCAUUCGCACAACAUGUCCUGCUCAUGCUGUCUUAGCAUUCGCACAACAUGUCCUGCUCAUCCAGCUGGUCCUCUUUGUUAUACACCUGUGGAUGCCGAUAAAGCUGUUGUAGGACUUGUUGAUCAGAGACUCUGUCCUGUCACCAAAUGCUGGAGAUGCUGAUAAAGCUGUUGUCGGACUUCUUGAUCAGAGACUCUGUCCAGCCACCAUAUCCUGGAGAUGCUGAUAAAGCCAGCCUGUUGUAGGACUUCUUGAUCAGAGACUCUGUCCAGCCACCAUAUGCUGGAGAUGCUGAUAAAGCUGUUGUCGGACUUCUUGAUCAGAGACUCUGUCCUGCCACCAUAUGCUGGAGAUGGUUUAGUUGUCUAGCAUGCCUGCUGUACACUGUCCAUGUCUCGCUGGCAUAUAGAAAAUUGCCCUAUAUCAUCUAUAUGUUGGAUUAGAUAAGCAGAUAAGUUAAAUCAGUUUUACAUUAUUAGAUUUAGUUCUCUAAGAUAAUUUUUAGAAAAAUUUGUUUUUUUCCUUUCCUCAGGUCAUCCUCAUCAGUCCACCACCAGGGAACAAGAAUUCGAGAAGAAUCUCACAACAAUCCUAGUUUUCAAAACAGAGAAUGGCAAGAAAAUGGGGUGCAGAGGCAAUAUAUGAGAGGGUCUGGGGGUCCUGGCAGGAGGAGAGGGUCUGGGGCUCCUAGAACUGGAAGAGGGAAUGGAUUCACGGGUUACAUUGAUAGAAAUGAGAGGAGUGAUGAAAAAAGACUGAGAGCAUGGCAAGAGCAGAGGAAAAGAAGAGAGAAUGAGGAAAAGAGGUUGGCACCUGUGUUUUUGGAACGAUUGAAGAUCUGGGCUGGAACCGAGGAUGCAGGUCAGCUGAUCCUAUCCAUGUUGACAGAGCGCCAGCAGCUGGAGCAGUUUCUAAAGCAGAGGGAGAUGGAUGCAGAGUGUUUCAGCCUGCUGCUGAAAGCUGCGGCCUGUGCAAUCACAGCUCAAUAUCAGAAGGAAUCCGUAAAACAGCUGCUUGAGGUUUUGUGCAAGGCAGAAUUUCUGGAUCGCCACCUGACCAAGUACACAACAGAUAAGCAAAACCACGGCCCGCCCUGGGUGGAUGGCUCAGAUUUUUUCACAUCUGUUCUCAGCAUAAUGAAACAAAUGCUUGACAAGCUUCCUAGAUUUGCUUACAAAUGUGUUAUCAUUACAACAAAACUGAUAGAUUUGGCCAGUAGGGACAUCACCGAGAGCUUGAAUAAAGAC